CAUCACUUAUAUUGGCGUUCCCGUCCAUCUCAUCUCGCCUCUGCCCUUUGCCUUGCUCCAGUGUCACUCCUAACUAAUCCCAAGUCCGUCGCUGCCUUCUUCCCCACAUCAUCGUCUUCUUGGGACUCCGUCCGUCCACGGGAGGAGAGAGGCCUGGCCAUGGAUCCCCCGACCGCCCAGUCCAUGUCCGCGACCGAAGACUUCCAGGACAAGAGCCUGGACGGAUGCUGUUCCUGCUGCUACGACUGCUGCUCCAACAUCCUGGACUGGAUCUGCUGUGUUUGAAACCGAUGCUGCUUCUCGCCGGCGUCCCACUCCUUCUGGCCGCCGGAAGCGCGUGAGUUACGCCGGGGUCUCUACAUGUUACGCAGGUUUUGGAUGUUCCUUUUUAAAACGAGGCCUUUGGAGUAAUCUGUAAUCUGAAUCUCUAAUGAACUUCAUUAGGCAGCAAAGGCAAUUUGGGGACCAAUUGCCGGAAUGUUGACUUAUCUUCCGCUACAAAAGAGUAUAUAUGCAGUAAG
Molecule: messenger RNA, 521 nt
Organism: Lolium rigidum
Lineage: Eukaryota; Viridiplantae; Streptophyta; Magnoliopsida; Poales; Poaceae
Exons: 2
Coding region: 160-285 (41 amino acids)
Source: RefSeq, a predicted model, not a curated record